Molecule: messenger RNA, 1881 nt
Organism: Priapulus caudatus
Lineage: Eukaryota; Metazoa; Priapulida; Priapulimorpha; Priapulimorphida; Priapulidae
Exons: 10
Coding region: 1-1500 (499 amino acids)
Biological process (GO): signal transduction
Source: RefSeq, a predicted model, not a curated record
AUGCCACAUUUCACCAAAUAUCUCUUGUGUUUACACGCGAACAAGAAACUUGGGACAAAGCAGUACAGCGCUGAGGCAAUUGAUGGGCCGGAUUCCAGGUCUGAUAUUUUGCCAAGCCACACGUGUCAAACCAACUACAAGAACUUAGAAAGUCCGCUGCCGACUAUUACAGCCGCCGCUAACCCGCUAGUGUGUCGUGGCAGAGAUGCAUCGAACUACCGUUAUGGCACUAGAAUAGAUGAUAUACCGAAAACUGGACAGCUGCCAGACUUCUUACAGGAGUUGUUCAGGCAGCUACGUGAACGCGGUGGCGCCGUUGAGAAAGUGUUCGUGAAGGAGAUGACUCGCAUUUCGCAUAUGCGCUACGAGCGGCUAAAGCGCAAGCUCCGCUCUGGAAAAGUGACACCUUUAAGCUCCUACAAGCCGCACAUCCUCGCCGCACUGCUAGCUAACUGGACAAAGCAUCAGCCUGAGGCAAUGAUGGGCCGGAUUCAGGUCUGGUCAGAUGUAGUGGAUAAGCUAAACGCCUGGCAUCAGGCCGGUUGCUACGACGAUGUUGAGACAUUUGAUGCCCUCAUCAUGGCGAUAAAAAGCGUCAUAUCCGGGUUCCCCGCUGUAAUGCAAGCCUUCCUAAAGAGCUUCAUCGGUCUGCUUCACACCGUGGGAGUGAAGAACACAAAGCGUACCUUACUCGACGAGCAGCAGCUUGCAGGUUGCCUGGGACCAGUUCUCUGGAAUGCCAAGCAAAUCAAUAAGGAAGCUGCUAAGCAGGCGAAGAAGAAAAUCAAGAAAAAGGAAAGCAGACACAAAUAUAUGAUAGAUGAGGAACAGUGGGCAGCCGCAGAACGACGCGUGCAGAUAUUGGAGGUGGCGAUCCAGUAUGCAGACCGCAUCUUUGACUUGGAGAGCAACUGUGAGCUCGUAGAUAAUACUGAUAUAAUACCCACCUGGCUGCGCAUAGACUCCAAAAUCCAGCUAAAGUUAGGAAAGCCUCUAAAGGCCACGAAUAAGUUACUAGAUGUCACCGGUCUGCCUCCACACUCCAAUGCACCUGCACGCAAGCGCAUAUCCUUGCUUGCCAGAGGCCGGAGAAAGGUCGUCGCACCGACCUCUGUACCGAGGGAACACAUGGAAGUCAGCAAUGAAGUCCUUCCCCCCAAUAAAGGAAAUAUGACUGUCCAGGAUUUGGAAGAGGCAGGCAAAGUGGCAGCAGACGUCCCUGGCUCUGUGCAAAACUUGGUAGUGACAGCAGACGUCCCUGGCUCUGUGCAAAACUUGGUAGUGGCAGCAGACGUCCCUGGCUCUGUGCAAAACUUGGUAGUGGCAGCAGACGUACCUGUCCCUGUGCAGGAGCAGUCGGCCCCUGAAGAAACGCCAUGUGAAAGUACGGUGACGCCAGCUGCCGAGGAAAAGAAAGGCAAGAAAGCAUCUAGGCUGCGGAACUUAAAAUGCAUGUUCACUUGUUUUGGAAGAUUGGUUACCGUGGAAUGCUGUCACUGAAAACCUUCUACGAUAAACUCCCCAGUAGAUGCUUGUUUCGUUUAUACUAGGAGCGGGAGGUGGGUGGUUAACAAAAUUGGUGCGUAUGGUUGCCUGCGUUAUAUGGGUAGGGGAAGAAAACGUAAUAAAAAUGGAAAGUGCAAACGAGGUGAGAACGAAACUGAAAAUGCGUGGACGAGUGUACACGAAAAAUGAAGAACAAAGUUCAGAUUAAAUUUUUUUCAUUAGGCACUCCACAGCUUCUUCAAAAUGGCAGGAUCGAGGCAGCAUGGCGAGAAUUACUGGUAGGCCUGCCGACUGCAAUUCUCUAACCUAGCUAGAUUCAGUGAUUUUUGGAGGUAGAUUGUUCCACGGAUUGUUGGCAUCCUUCUGUCUCGGGAG